GUAAAGCCUUCCCGCGACCCGGCACCUGGCCUCCCAGGAUUAGCAACUCCCUCCGGCUCGCCUCUGCCUUCAGGGUUUUUUUUUACCCCCUCCCUUCCCCUGUCUUGAUUAUUUUUUUUCUCCCCACUCUUUUUUCUGUUUACAUCUUCUUUUCCCCCCCAGCUCAGUUUGCCCCCGGGGGAGCCAGGGGCGCGGGAGGAAUGAGCAGCGGGCUGCUGCUGCGCACCCCGCUCCCCGAGGACCCCUCGGCAUUCACGCCCCUGAAGCCCGUCACCAUGUCGGGGGAACCCACCGAGGAUGCCCCUGUCUUUGAGGACAUCAAACCCCUCUCCAGGCCCCUGGAAAACCCUCCCGACCUGGCACAGGCACGGUCUGAAAUGGACAAGUACCUUUCAAACGAGAUGCCCCCCAUCCCAAUGAUCCCAGACAAGAAGUACCGCCGGGAGAGUGCCUCGGUGGUGGACGAGUUCUUCUCCACAGAGAAGUCUCCUUCCGCUCCCUACAGCGUCAACAUCAACGUCAUCCUGCCCGACACCACGCACCUGCGCACCGGCCUCUACCGGCCCCCCAAGCCCCUGACACCCUUCCCACAGAUCAAAACAGAGCCGGGCACCAGCUUCGCCCAGCCCUGCUCCUCUGCCUCCGGCUCCACGCAGACCCUGCCCGACUUCACCAGCGUCUUCAGCAUGCCCCAGUCCGUGGCAGUGAACAACAUCUUCAUCAAGCAGGAGGUGCCCUCGGAGAUCCCGCUGCCCGCCAACCCUCCGCAGCUGUACCAGCUGCCGCUGGGCAGCAGCAGCGCCGAGCUUCCCCCGCUGACGGCCUCCUCCAGCAGCACCACGGCCAUCAGCAGCCUCGGCGCCCACAACACUGUCUCCAGCGUGGUCCACAGAGCCGUCCAGCCGGCAGGGCCGGUGAAGCAGUACCCACAUGUCUCCCAGGGACAGGGAAACUUCAGCAUCUCAGGGCAGUUCUACCCUGCUCCAGGGAUGAACCUGCCCCCUUCGCCCCCCAACUCGCAGCCAGGCAGCCCGGAAAAUCAGCCUGAGCUCAUCAACACCAUCUCUCCCCCACCAUCCUAUGAAGCCACUUUUGGACUGAAGUUGGUCCAGUCAUCCCAGGUCCCCCCAGGCCCCAACGGCCUUGGGACCCUCUCCCAAGGGCACGUUGUCAUGCAGCCUCCCAAGUACAACAGGCGCAACAACCCCGAGCUGGAGAAAAGGAGGAUCCACCACUGUGAUUACCCAGGUUGCUCAAAAGUUUAUACCAAGAGCUCCCACUUGAAGGCCCAUCAGAGGACUCACACAGGUGAGAAGCCCUACAAGUGCACGUGGGAAGGCUGCGACUGGCGCUUCGCCCGCUCGGACGAGCUGACCCGGCACUAUCGGAAGCACACGGGCGCCAAACCCUUCAAGUGCCUGGCCUGCGGCCGCUGCUUCUCCCGCUCUGACCAUCUGGCUCUCCACAUGAAGCGGCACCAGAACUAGGAGCCACCUACUUUUUGCCACUUCUCCAAGAGCAGCUGAAACUCUUUGUUUUCUUUCUUGAGGGGCCUCUCCUCUCCUCACACGUAGGAACAAACCCACGCCGUGGUCAGGCAGCGGGGCAGGAGUGGUGAACAAGCCCCCUCUGCCAGCCCCGUCCUCAGCUGUUCCUGGUUUUAAAUGAAAUUGCAUUCAAAAAGAGUUAUUAUUACAGACUGAUGCCAUGAAGAGGCUCCCAGCAGCACUGGGGUGAUGCACCUUGCAUUCCAAAGGGCUUUCUUCCAGCAAACCUGCUGUUUAUCUGUCACUCGGGAGCAACUGUCUUCUGUGUCUCAAGCUCUGUGGGACAUCUUCCCUUUUGGUGAGACCAAGGAGGGUUGUGACAGGUUGGCAGCCUGACUACAUGGGAGAGCUCUCGCUUCAACGUGUCCACGUGAUCCUCUUGGACUGCCCCAUGGCAAGGCUGUGGAUCUGGCCCCCUGCCCCGUGACAAAGCCGUGGAUGUGGCACCUCUGACAGGAGCACAGGCCCAGGGCUCUUUGGGUUGACAAUCCCAGUCUCUGUGGGGGCGUAGAAGAAAAGGCGUGUGACAAACUCACCCGACGUGCCUCAGAGCAAGGGACAGCACAAAAGCAGGUGACAAAAGCCAUCAGCUGUGUUGCGUGGAGCCCACCUCGGGGCUGCACAGCGCUGCCCUGCUCGGCCAGGUUUUUUGGUUAUGUCCUUAGCAUUUCUGCUUCCAAGAUGAAUUUUGACUUCAGAUGUCCCUGGGAGGACCAGUGUGGGUCCUGAAGUUACCCAGGGGACUGCAAAAACAGCCACUGACAAAGCUCUGGUUCCCCAGAACACGCUGUAGCACGUGCCUUUCUCCAAAAAGCACCGGGCAGGCUCUGCUGCUGCCCCGAGCAGGGUCAGUCAUUGCCAAUCACACCAACCUUUUGCUGUUGCCAUUUCAUAUGUUCAGACAGAAAGGGAGAGAAAAAAAAAAGGAAAAGAAAUUUUUGCAACAAAUUCCAAUCAAUCCUGCUGUUCAGAUUGAAAUCAUGGUACUACCUCACAGGCUCAGAGCCUUGGGCUCCCCACAGCUCUCGUCUUCUGUGGGCUGCUGCAGCACGUGGGGCACAGCAGCCACUCUUCAGACUCUAGCUGAGAUUAAACUUAGGCAGAAGAACACCCAGGCCAUGCCAGUUGAAACAGCAGCUGUGCAGUAAUAGGUAAAUGGGGAAGAAAUAAUGGGCCUGGUGCCUUACAAUAUUGAUUUCCCCCACAGCACCCUCCUCUUUUAUUCUCUCCUGCUGAAAACUGCAACAAAGCUCCUGUUCGUCCUUUGCCUCAGGUAAAUAGAACUGAUUUCACGUGGGUGGUGUGGCAUGGCAGGACAGGAGGGCAGGGAGGGUUUGGGGAGUGGUGUGGGCUUUGGGGUAGAUGAUGUGCCUGGGGCUGGUGAGCCCUUUCUGCAGCUCUUUGGCAAGAAACUUCCUCCUUUCUCCAUGCCACCGGAGAGGUGGGAAUGGAGAGGUGAAGUGAGGAUUUUUCACGAUGGUGAAUGGGAAGGGCUUUCCAGAGCUCAGCACUGGGGUCUUUGCCUGGCUGGAGGGUUUGAUGACCCCUCUUGACACCAAGUUCACUUGAGGAUUGGGGUCUGGCUUGUACAGCAGCUUUGGCUGACCACGUGUGUGUGUUCUCCAUGGCCUUUUCCCAGCUCUCAUUGCUGCUUGUCACAGCUGAUGGGUUUGAUGGACCAGAUGGGCUCGUUUGCCACCCUAUUGACUGUGGGGUCUGGCUUCUCUUCAGAACAGAGCAGGACCCUCUCAAUGCCACCACUGGGACAUGGGCUGCUGCUUUCUCCCACCUCACCUUGGAGGUUGGGUUGAACCAUCUGAGAGUGUGCAGUGCUAUCUCCCUCUGAAGAAUGGGGGCUUAGAAGCCUGGAGGCCUCGGCUGGGUGAGCCCUCCCACCUCUUUUUGGGUUUGUUUGAGAUGGAAACCUUCCCUUUUCCCCUGCCUCCCAUUCCCAUCUCUCCUGCUGUGCCGAUGGGGCCCAAAACCUGUUCACUGAAAACCAGUACAAAGCCCAACCAGCCCACAGGCAGCUUGAAAUCUGAGGGCAACUGGAAAUCAUUUCCUGAUGAUCUGGGGUUUUUUUUAACUACAGGAAGAAAGAAAAGCAUCUGUUCCUCCUCACAUAGCCUCUAUGUGUGUGUAUAUAUAUAUAUAUAUAUAUAUAUUUUUAUCUGUAAUUUGUUUUGUAAUUUGAUGGGGCAGCAGAGGAAGAAAUGUCUGAGCAACCCCCCUGCCCCCAGCCCAGCAGGGCCUCCCGCUCAGCACGCAAAGCACACACAUGCAAAUGUGUCACUGGUGCAAAGGCAGCACACUGAAACCAAAACCCCCUGAAAGGCAGAAGGAAAAAAAACCCAGCCAGCUCUAGUUUUAUGUGUGCAGAAGCAGAAGGGCCUCCAGCCUUGAGCUUCACGGCAGCUCUGGGCAGCGUUUGCUGGGGAUGGAGCAGAGCCCUGCUCUGCAACGGGGACUCGGAGCCAAGAGAAGGUCUCCUGGGACUUUUGGGUGAUGAGGACAUUGGGAGAGGUUUCCAGGCCCUGGGAGGCUGUGGGAGCCUGGAUUGUAGCAGGGGAAAUGAUCUAACUGUCGCUGUAAAUAGGCUGAGAGCCGCGUGGUGCUUCGCGGGGGUCGCUCACUGUCCGAGAUGGACACGAUGUGAAAGAAAAGGAAAUAAUUGGGACCUGGAAAACUUGGGUGGAAGGUUUAUUUUUCUGGUGAUGCUUUUGUUUGUUACAUACUCCCCUGUCCCCACCUCUCCCUCCCCAGAAAUCCCUUACAACUAUUAAUCUAUCUGAUAUUUUGUAAUAAAAUGUUAUCCUGUGGA
Colius striatus (speckled mousebird) is the source of this 4368-nucleotide messenger RNA. RefSeq names its product Krueppel-like factor 5. The transcript is spliced from 4 exons. The record is from RefSeq and is a predicted model, not a curated record. Lineage: Eukaryota; Metazoa; Chordata; Aves; Coliiformes; Coliidae. The coding region runs from base 201 to 1487 and encodes 428 amino acids. Gene Ontology annotation, molecular function: DNA-binding transcription factor activity, RNA polymerase II-specific; RNA polymerase II cis-regulatory region sequence-specific DNA binding. Gene Ontology annotation, biological process: regulation of transcription by RNA polymerase II.